AUGGAAGACAUAGAUGAAUGCCUGUACAACCCUUGUGAUGUCAACGCGACCUGCACCAACACUGACGGGUCUUUCAUAUGUAUGUGCCAAGCUGGGUACGAAGGGGACGGGCUCAACUGCACAGACAUUAACGAAUGUUUAAACGAUACAACUUGCCACGACAACGCAACCUGCACCAACACACUCGGUUCUUUCACGUGUGAUUGUCUGGUCGGAUAUGCCGGGGACGGCGUCAACUGUACAGAUAUAAAUGAGUGCCAGCGAUACCCCUGUGAUUCCAACGCGACCUGCACCAACACGGAUGGGUCUUUCAUGUGCGCUUGCGAUGUUGCAUUUGAGGGAGACGGUUUCAAUUGUACAGACAUUAAUGAAUGUUUGAAUACAACAACUUGCCACGACAACGCAACCUGCACCAACACAAUCGGUUCCUUCACGUGUGAUUGUGUAGUGGGCUAUGAUGGAGAUGGCAUCAACUGUACAGACAUUAAUGAAUGUCUCAACACAACAACUUGCCACGACAACGCAACCUGCACCAACACAAUUGGUUCCUUCACGUGUGAUUGUGUAGUGGGCUAUACAGGCGACGGCAUCAACUGUACAGACAUAAAUGAAUGUCUAAACACGACAACUUGCCACAAAAACGCAACCUGCACCAACACAAUCGGUUCCUUCACGUGUGAUUGUGUAGUGGGCUAUGAUGGAGAUGGCUUCAACUGUACAGACCGAAAUGAAUGCCUGACUUCCCCUUGCGACGUGUAUGCAAACUGUGCUAAUACCGACGGAUCUUUCGUGUGCGAGUGCUUAGAUGGGUAUGACGGGAAUGGCUUCAAUUGCACGGACAUCGAUGAGUGCGAGCAGACCGACCCAUGUCAUGCUAACGCGAGUUGUACGAAUACAAACGGGUCUUACAUAUGUACGUGUCAAGUUGGGUACGAAGGAGACGGCUUCAACUGCACAGACAUUGACGAAUGUUCGAACACAACGAUAUGUCACGAGAACGCGACCUGCACCAACACUGACGGGUCCUACACGUGCACGUGCGACUUUGGAUACGAAGGAGACGGUUUUAACUGCACAGACAUUGACGAAUGUUCGAACACAACGAUAUGCCACGAGAAUGCGACCUGCACCAACACUGACGGGUCUUACACGUGCACGUGCGACUUUGGAUACGAAGGAGACGGUUUUAAUUGCACAGACAUUGACGAAUGUUCGAACACAACGAUAUGUCACGAAAAUGCGACCUGCACCAACACUGACGGGUUCUACACGUGCACGUGCGACUUUGGAUAUCGAUACGAAGGAGACGGUUUUAACUGCACAGACAUUGACGAAUGUUUGAACACAACGAUAUGCCACGAAAAUGCGACCUGCACCAACACAGACGGGUCCUACGCGUGCACGUGCGACUUUGGAUACGAAGGAGACGGUUUUAACUGCACAGACAUUGACGAAUGUUCGAACUCAACGAUUUGCCACGAGAAUGCGACCUGCACCAACACUGACGGGUCCUACACAUGCACGUGCGACAUUGGAUACGAAGGAGACGGUUUUAACUGCACAGACAUUGACGAAUGUUUGAACACAACGAUUUGCCACGAGAAUGCGACCUGCACCAACACUGACGGGUCCUACACGUGCACGUGCGACUUUGGAUACGAAGGAGACGGUUUUAACUGCACAGACAUAGGUGAAUGCCGGAAUUCUCCCUGUGACACGAAUGCGAUCUGCACCAACACACAUGGGUCUUUCAGAUGUCACUGCAUUGAUGGGUAUGAAGGGGAUGGAUUUAACUGCACGGACAUCGAUGAGUGCCAGCAGCAGACCGAUCUUUGCCAUGCUAACGCGAGUUGCACGAACACAAACGGGUCUUACAUAUGCACGUGUCAUGUUGGGUACGAAGGAGACGGAGUCAACUGCACAGACAUUGAUGAAUGUUUGAACAGCACGAGCUGCCACGACAAUGCAACCUGCACCAACACAAUCGGUUCUUUUGAUUGUGAUUGUUUAGUGGGCUAUGAUGGUGAUGGCUUCAAUUGCACGGAUACGGAUGAGUGCCAGACCAAUCCUUGUCAUGACAACGCGACCUGCGCCAAUACGGACGGGUCUUUCAUAUGCACGUGCGACUUUGGUUUCCAAGGAGACGGGUUCAACUGCACAGACAUAGGCGAAUGCCGGGAUUCUCCCUGUGACCCUAAUGCGAUCUGUACCAACACACAUGGGUCUUUCAGAUGUCACUGCAUGGAUGGGUAUGAAGGGAAUGGAUUCAACUGCACUGACAUCGAUGAGUGCGAGCAGACAGACAUUUGCCAUGCUAACGCGAGUUGCACGAACACAAACGGGUCUUACAUAUGUACGUGUCAAGUUGGGUACGAAGGAGAUGGAGUCAACUGCACAGACAUUGACGAAUGUUUGAACACCACCACCUGCCACGACAACGCAACCUGCACCAACACAAUCGGUUCUUUCGAUUGUGAUUGUUUAGUGGGAUAUGACGGGGAUGGUUUUAAUUGCACGGAAUUAGAUGAGUGCCUAGCCAAUCCGUGCCAUGCAAAUGCGACCUGUACAAACUCUGACGGGUCUUACGCAUGUAUGUGUCAAGAUGGGUACAAAGGAGACGGAUUUAACUGCACAGACAUUGACGAAUGUUUGAACAGUACGAGCUGCCACGACAAUGCAACCUGCACCAACACAAUUGGUUCCUACACUUGUGAUUGCUUAGUGGGCUAUGAUGGAGAUGGUGAAAAUUGCACAGGGUAUUACUACGUGAACGAAUGUGCUGAUAACUCCACCUGUGAUCUGAAUGCAAACUGCACCAACACUGAGGGGUCAUUUGACUGCACCUGCAAGGCUGGUUAUACAGGAGAUGGGACUAAUUGUACAGAUAUUGACGAAUGUGCAGCGUCUCCAUCUCCGUGCCAUGUCAACGCGACCUGCACAAACACUGACGGGGCGUUCUCCUGCAACUGUACCGAUGGGUUUGAAGGAGACGGCGUUAACUGCACAGCUACAUCGAGAAUCUGUGUAGUCAAACCUCCCCAAUGCGAUGCAAAUGCUGACUGUAUUGUCACGGGGAAUGGUGUCGUAGGCUGCGCAUGCAAGGACGGGUUUCUUGGGGAUGGAGCCUUGGAAUGUCACCGAGUCGUCACCAUACAUCUGGCCUUCAUCUUCUUAAACCCGCGAUGGAUAGCAGUGUUUAGAGACUCCGGACUGAGGCGGACACUCAUCGACUUCAUACUCAAUACGCUAUGGAGAAUCAACAGAGGAAUCGCCAGAUGGAUUGUGGGUAUUGCAGUCAUAGCUUUAAGGCCAGGCAGUGUGAUACCAGUGGUUCAAGUCAACCUGACAGAACAGGUCGUCCCAGAGUUUAAAGGAUUAUACACAAACCACACACAGGACGGCUUCUUUGGCAAUGAAUCAGUAGAUCCUGCUCUAUAUGUCAUUGGAGAUGAGGCACUGUUGGCUGGAAUCAACCAGUGUGAUAUUGGUCUCCACGAUUGUCAUUCCAAUGCCACAUGCAACGACACCUUCCUGUGGUUUGAAUGCUUCUGCAAUACCGGAUAUACAGGAAACGGGACCCACUGUGUUGAUGUUGAUGAGUGUUUAGACGCACCGUGCCACGACAACGCUACCUGUACCAACACGGACGGGUCGUUUGAGUGCGACUGUAAUGUUGGAUACGCUGGGAACGGUUUCAAUUGUACAGAUGUCAACGAAUGUAUGGACGCUCCCUGCCACGACAACGCCACCUGCACCAACGCAGACGGGUCUUUCAGUUGUGACUGCUCAAAUGGAUACACAGGAGACGGGUUUAAUUGUACAGAUAUCGAUGAAUGUCUGAACAGCCCUUGUAGCGACAACGCCACCUGCACCAACACGGACGGGUCGUUUGUGUGUAACUGUACGGAUGGGUACAGUGGGGACGGCUUCAACUGUACAGAUGUCGAUGAAUGCCUGAACAGCCCUUGUAGUGACAACGCCACCUGCACCAACACGGACGGGUCGUUUGUGUGUAACUGUACUGAUGGGUACAGUGGGAACGGCUUAAACUGUACAGAUGUUGAUGAAUGCCUGAACAGCCCCUGUAGCGACAACGCCACCUGCACCAACACGGUCGGGUCGUUUGUGUGUAAUUGCACAGUCGGGUACACCGGAGAUGGGUUCAAUUGCACAGAUGUUGAUGAAUGCCUGAACAGCCCUUGUAGCGACAACGCCACCUGCACCAACACGAACGGGGCGUUUGUGUGCAAUUGCACAGUCGGGUACACCGGGGAUGGCUUCAAUUGCACAGAUGUUGAUGAAUGCCUGAACUCUCCUUGUGACGACAACGCCACUUGCACAAACACGGACGGGUCGUUUGUAUGCAAUUGCACAGUCGGAUACACCGGAGAUGGGUUUAUUUGCACAGAUAUUGAUGAAUGCCUGAACAGCCCCUGUAGCGACAACGCCACCUGCACCAACACGGACGGGUCGUUUGUGUGUAACUGUACGGAUGGGUACAGUGGGGACGGCUUCAACUGUACAGAUGUUGAUGAGUGUCUGAACAGCCCCUGUAGCGACAACGCCACCUGCACCAACACGGACGGGUCGUUUGUGUGUAACUGUACUGAUGGGUACAGUGGGGACGGCUUCAACUGUACAGAUGUUGAUGAAUGCCUGAACUCUCCUUGCGACGACAACGCCACCUGCACCAACACGGACGGGUCGUUUGUGUGUAACUGCUCAGUUGGAUACACAGGAGAUGGGUUCACAUGUACAGAUGUUGAUGAAUGUCUGAACAGCCCCUGUAGCGACAACGCCACCUGCACCAACACGGACGGGUCGUUUGUGUGUAACUGUACUGAUGGAUACACUGGGGACGGAUUUAGCUGUGCAGAUGUUGACGAAUGUUUGACAUCUCCCUGCCAUGAAAACGCCACCUGCACCAACACGGACGGGUCGUUUGUAUGUAACUGCAGCAGUGGAUACACUGGGGAUGGAUUUAGCUGUGCAGAUGUCGAUGAAUGUUUGAACGGUCCGUGCGACGACAACACCACCUGCACCAACACGGACGGGUCGUUUGUGUGUAACUGCUCAGUCGGGUACACCGGGGAUGGAUUCAGUUGCACAGAUGUCGAUGAAUGUUUGAACAGCCCUUGUAGCGACAACGCCACCUGCACCAACACGGACGGGUCGUUUGUGUGUAACUGUACUGAUGGGUACACGGGAGAUGGGUUCAGUUGCACAGAUGUCGAUGAAUGUUUGACCGGUCCAUGUCACGACAACGCCACCUGCACCAACACAGACGGGUCCUUCAGUUGUGAAUGCUUAGAUGGAUACACAGGAAAUGGGUUUGAUUGCACAGCUAUCAUCUUGACACCAACAGCCAUCACCCCAAGCCCAACACAAGCUACCGUCGCACCAAGUCCAACAGAUUCUAUCAUCACACCAACUACCGUCACACCAAGUCCAACAGAGUCUAUCCUUACACCAAGCCCAACACAAGCUACCUUCGCACCAAGUCCAACAGAGUCAAUCCUCACACCAAGCCCAGUACCAACUACUGUUGCACCAAGCCCAGCACCAACUACCAUCGCACCAAGUCCAACGGAGUCCAUCCUCACACCAAGCCCCACUACGGUUGCACCAAGGCCAACACAAAGUGCCAUUACACCAAGUCCAACGCCGGCUUCUAUCGUCCCAAGCCCAACACGAGACACCAUCGCACCAAGCCCAACGUCAGAUAUUAUUACACCAAGCUUAACACCUAGUGCUGCGGCAAGUACUAUCGCACCAAGCCCAUCACCCGGCGUUGUCCCUAGUCCAACACCUCCUCUCACGGCAGUAAGCCCAACACCAAGCAUCAUCGAACCGAGCCCGACGCCCAGUGCCAUCAUUAGCCCAACACCAAGCGGCGUCCCAACACCAACGCCCAGUAUCAUCAUACCAAGCCCAUCACUGAGUACCGUUGCCCCAGUUGAAACAGUGACUACCACCGCUCCUACUCCAACACCGAGUGCAGUUCCAACUCCAACACCGAGUGAGGCCCCAACGCCAACACCGAGUGAGGCCCCAACGCCAACACCGAGUGAGGCCCUAACUCUGACACCGAGUGAGGCCCUAACUCCAACACCGAGUGCAGCCCCAACUCCAACACCGAGUGCAGCUCCAACUCCAACACCGAGUGCAGCUCCAACUCCGACACCAAGUGAGGCCCCAACCCCAACACCGAGUGAAGUCCCAACUCCGACACCGAGUGAGAUCCCAACGCCAACACCGAGUGAGGCCCCAACUCCGUCACCAAGUGAGGCCCCAACUCCGACACCGAGUAAGGCCCCAACUCCAACACCGAGCGAGGCCCCAACGCCAACACCGAGUGAGGCACCAACUCCAACACCGAGCGAGGCACCAACUCCGACACCAAGUGAGACCCCAACUCCGACACCGAGUGAGACCCCAACGCCAACACCAAGUGAGGCCCCAACGCCGACACCGAGUGAGAGCCCAACGCCGACACCGAGUGAGAGCCCAACGCCGACACCGAGUGAGAGCCCAACGCCGACACCGAGUGAGGCCCCAACGUCAACACCUACUCCCAGCACCAUUGCACCCAGUACUUCUGCUCCAGAACUCCCUGCUGUGUCCUGUCAGUGCAGUCGUCACGCAGACUUCAUUAGAGGUCAAGGACAAGGACAAGGUCAAGGUCAAGGACAAGGGCAGUGCAGAUGCCGGAACGGCUGGAGGGGGAACGGCACAUACUGUGAACCAUUGUUUGACACCCUUGAGGUCGAGCUGUUGGUGAUCGGCGAGGGCUGGCGCCCAGCGCUGAAUGAUUGCUCCUCUAUGGAUUUCCAGACAUUGGCAAACAGAUACGAUAAAGUAAUUCGGCAAUUCUACAGGACUCAUCGGGUAGAUGUACUCAGCCUGGCGAUCACACGCUUCUACGAUGGCAGCUUACACGUGGUACACGUAGUAACUUUCCCCAACCACACGGAACACCACCACCUGAUCGAAAUGUUCAAUGACUUUGACAACGCCAGUGGUCUUAACUUCGACGGCCAUGCUGUGAGGGAGUUGUGCCAUGUUGGGUUUUGUGAGAAUGAUGGAACCUGCAGAGAAGAUGGCUUUGACAGAGUUUGUGACUGUCCUACGGGGUAUUCCGGAUCGCUGUGCGAAAAUCAAGACCCUGCACUAAGUAUCGCUGGUAUAGUGUUGACAGCACUGGCGGCGUUCCUGCUGAUUCUGCUGCUCCUGCUCCUAGCGCGGUACUUGUGGCUGAGGUCCCGCGGUAGAAAGUACACAGAUGUCAGGGACGAUACCAGUUCCAGCUCGGCGUCAGGUGGCAGGCCGCCCGGAGGGCAGCUGGUUGUGACGCGGUACUUCCCGGGAAGGGCCAACCCCCUCCGCGAGGUCCCGGAUGAGAAGACUCCUGAGCACGAUGAGAAACUGUACCAGGAGAUAUUUGGCAAGGAUGACGCGUUCAAGAUCAGUCGUCCUCGACACGCUUUCGUACCGCUCGACGACUAACUCGAAGAGAAGACUAUAUAUAGAAGAGUAGCAAAUUUAUUUUGCCGUUUAUAUGGCAGUGAGAUAAUGUCUUGAAUGAAAUAUGGAUAACAUGAACUUAAGUAGGCGAGCAAGUAGGUAUAUGUACGAAACAGUUAGAUUUAUUAUCAUUAUUUAUUAGAGCAUUAUCAUAUUAGCCAUUCUCUCUAGUUUGAAGUAACGAUUUUUGAAAUGUUAAGAUAGAAUCUGAUUAUUUUAUACAAUAACAUAGAUAUAGAUAUAUAUUCUUUUUUUCUAUUGAUCAAGUUAUAUUUAUGUUAAAAAGAUGUUUCAAAUUAUAUUACUACAUAUUUUGAACCUUUUCUUUAUCUUGAAAUGAAUUCAGCUAGUUCAUACGUUGUCAUGUCACAAAUAAUGUUAUUUUAUGAGAGAAAUCGACAUAUUGCAUAUAUAGUGCUUACUCUAACAUACGUUGCAUUCUAUUGUUUGUAUUUGCACAUAUUUUGUUUGUUUAACAUCGAAUAUCGUCCUAUUGUUCA
Branchiostoma floridae (Florida lancelet) is the source of this 8024-nucleotide messenger RNA. Its product is annotated as fibrillin-1-like. Gene Ontology annotation, molecular function: calcium ion binding. Bases 1 to 7506 code for a protein of 2501 amino acids. NCBI's taxonomy places the organism in Eukaryota, Metazoa, Chordata, Leptocardii, Amphioxiformes, Branchiostomatidae. The record is from RefSeq and is a predicted model, not a curated record. The transcript has 56 exons.